This is a messenger RNA of Corvus hawaiiensis (hawaiian crow), 4218 nucleotides long. RefSeq names its product mitogen-activated protein kinase kinase 4 (gene MAP2K4). The record is from RefSeq and is a predicted model, not a curated record. Gene Ontology annotation, biological process: protein phosphorylation; MAPK cascade. Bases 79 to 1353 code for a protein of 424 amino acids. The transcript is spliced from 12 exons. Gene Ontology annotation, molecular function: ATP binding; JUN kinase kinase activity. NCBI's taxonomy places the organism in Eukaryota, Metazoa, Chordata, Aves, Passeriformes, Corvidae.
GGCGGCGGGGCCGUGUGUCCUGCCCUGCCGGGGAGGGCCCUGCGCAGCGCCGCCGCCGCUGCUCCCGCUCCGCGCACAAUGGCGACUCCCAGCCCCAGCGGCGGCUCCGGGGGGAGCGGGAGCGGGCCCGGCCCGGGCGCCGCCAGCAGCAGCAGCAGCAGCAGCAUGCAGGGUAAACGCAAAGCGCUGAAGUUAAAUUUUGCAAAUCCACCUUUCAAGUCCACAGCAAGAUUUACUCUAAAUACUUCUGGAGUUCCUUUCCAAAAUCCACACAUUGACACACAAGCAACCCUGGGUAGUAAUCACAUUGUCCCGUUCAGUUUCAAAAGGAGAGAAGCGGACCUCAUCCAGAAACUUUCCAGCAGGCUACAAGAGAGACUGAGAACACACAGCAUUGAAUCAUCAGGAAAAUUGAAGAUUUCCCCUGAACAACAUUGGGAUUUUACAGCAGAGGACUUGAAAGACCUUGGAGAAAUUGGACGAGGCGCUUAUGGUUCUGUCAACAAAAUGGUCCACAAACCAAGUGGGCAAAUUAUGGCAGUUAAAAGAAUUCGGUCGACAGUGGAUGAAAAGGAGCAGAAGCAGCUUCUGAUGGACCUUGAUGUAGUGAUGCGAAGCAGUGACUGCCCGUAUAUUGUUCAGUUUUAUGGCGCGCUCUUCAGAGAGGGUGACUGUUGGAUCUGUAUGGAGCUCAUGUCUACCUCAUUUGAUAAGUUUUACAAAUAUGUAUAUAGUGUAUUAGAUGAUGUUAUUCCAGAAGAAAUCUUAGGCAAAAUCACUUUAGCUACUGUGAAAGCACUAAACCACUUAAAAGAAAACUUGAAAAUCAUUCACAGAGACAUCAAACCUUCCAAUAUUCUUCUGGACAGAAAUGGAAAUAUUAAACUCUGUGACUUUGGCAUUAGCGGACAGCUCGUGGACUCCAUUGCCAAAACGCGGGAUGCAGGGUGCCGGCCAUACAUGGCGCCGGAAAGGAUAGAUCCCAGCGCGUCCAGGCAAGGCUACGACGUGCGCUCAGAUGUCUGGAGCUUGGGGAUUACGCUGUACGAGCUGGCCACGGGGCGAUUCCCCUACCCCAAGUGGAACAGUGUAUUUGACCAGUUGACACAGGUAGUGAAAGGAGACCCACCACAGCUGAGUAACUCAGAGGAACGGGAGUUUUCCCCAAGUUUCAUCAACUUCGUCAACUUGUGCCUUACAAAGGACGAGUCCAAAAGGCCAAAGUACAAAGAGCUUCUGAAACAUCCCUUCAUCCUGAUGUAUGAGGAACGCACAGUGGAUGUUGCAUGCUAUGUUUGUAAAAUCCUGGAUCAAAUGCCAGCAACUCCCAGCUCUCCAAUGUACGUGGAUUGAUACUGCUGCUACAUCAAACUCUAGAAAAAGGGCUGAGAGAAAACAAGCUGUAAAGAAUUUUCAUCACAUAUUGCAGUGUUUUUAAUGCUCGCCCAGACACCAUGUGCAAUAAUAUUGGUGUUAUUUCCAUCCUGUCUGUAUACUGUUGUCACAUAUAAAGUGCAUCCCUGUAAUACCUGAUCACACAGUGUUAGUGUUGGUCACAGAGAGACCUCAUCUUGCUCUUUUGUGGACAUACUCAUGAAAUGUGGAAAUAAGUACAUUUAUUUGUUGACCGUGAUUGGAUAGCACCUAAAAUUCAUUUCUAGACUCAAAACUUGGAGACUCCUCAGCAGCUACUGGAAAGAUUUUUCUCUCAAACUCUUCCAAUUGUUGUUUCAAGUAAUAAUAAAAAGCAAACAAACAAAAAGUUAGGCGUUGUCUGUCUGAACAUUAAGAGACUUUGCCUGGAGGGAGAAGAACUUGCUUAACCAACAAGAUGCUUUGCCUUCUGGAGCUGGAAAGGCAAAGGAGAAUUUUAUUCUUCACAAAGUGCAAUAGAUUUACUGCUAUGAAAUUCUGUUGCUUUACAGUCGCAGUGUACUUUCUGGGGACAGUGUGCUCAGCUGAACUUCCUGUUAAAGAGAGAUCAUGUUAAAUAUAGUGAAUAUGUCUUUACCAAAAAUAUGUUGCGUUGAAAGAGGCUAACAUUAAACUAUUGAGAUGGGACAUAAUGUAUUCUUCCUCCUUUUACCAAGCCAGCCACUCUUCACUCUUAACUAGGUGUCCUGUAAAUUGUUACCUGGUAAGAUAAGACCUUUGACCUGAAGAAUUAUUAAACUACUUGAUUGAAUUUAACCUGCUUGUUGACCUGGUUUAUAGUGCACAGUGCUCACCACCCACUGGCUUUGCUUUGCCUUCACCCAGUGCCAUCCACAGAGGCUGCAGCUGCUUGAACGGGCCACCAGCUGAUGGCUGUGAGUGCUGGCCAGUGUUUCUCGUGUUCCUGCUGUCCCCAGCCCUGGUGCUUGUGCCUUUGGCCCAGCCCAGCCCUCCCAGCCCCAUGUCCCUCACAACUCCAAACCUCAGCUCUUCCUUCUCGCCAGUGCAGGCAGGAUGGAGGGGUGGCCCUGGCUGCCACGGGGCUCUGUGCCCGUCACACCCUGCUGAGCUUGCUGGAGACAGUUCGCCACCGCGGGGAGAUUGAACCUCUUCUGUGACCUCCACAGCUCUUGGUGCUACACCCAGAGCAAAACUCUCUGAGACUGUUGGGUGCAGAAGGAGAUGAGGUGGAGAUGAAGGAGCACCUAACUCCUCUCAGCUGGCCCAGCAGGGCCAGGCAAGCUGUCAUCUUCUGGUCCAUUCCUAAGUGAAACAGCGCAUCAAGCUUUUCUGGCUGUUCAGUUGACAUAUUUUUCAAAGAUUAAUUUUUCCUGAAAACUUUUUUCCCCCCAAAUACUGCAGUUUUCAGGUGUUUAGUAGCACACCAGGGAUAAAAUGGAGGCUGCAGGGUCUCUGCUUUCCAUUUUGAGCUGUCUGAUUUAGGUGCUUGGUAGGACUUCAUCAGUGUUAGAGCAACCUCCCAUCAGAGCUCGGCCGCAAGCCCGGACCCAGGACGCAGAGGGAACGGAAACACCGUGGUGCUGGCAGGAUCCCAAGGAGGGGCUCCCCACGUCCAACCAAAGCCACCCCGUGCCAACAGCCCAAGCCGAGCGCUGAAGACCAAGCAGCACAUCCCAGCAGGGAAGGAGAGCCGGGGCCGUGCCCCAGACACGGCUGGUGCCUGUCGGCCGCAAAGGCGACGCGUCCCGCUGGCUGCCGGAGCUGCUCCUGCUGGCACUGAGGCUGGUGUGGGCCUCUGGGAUCCAUUGGUCCUGCCCUUCCUGGAUUAUGUUCCUCUUGGGCUGCUCCUCAGGCAAGGCAGUCAGCAAAGUCUUCCCCAAACAGACAAGGCAGAGGUUUCUGCAGGAACUGCUCCUUCCCGACGGCUCUGGUGCAUCCUGCGUAAGGAUCAGAUAGACCCAGCAUGUCUAAAACAGUCUUUCUGUCCCCAUCCCCAGAGCCUCUCUCAGGUAAAUCCCUGUGGAGCUGUGACUCCUCUCUCCAGUCUUCAGCCCCCAGAAUGAGACUGCAAGUGCUCCAGGCUCAAGGGGUGCUGGCUGUGGGGGCUGAAGAGACCCACACCCAGGAAGGGCAGCCACGUGUGGGGCUUUGUCCCUCCCUUUGGGUAUUAAAGUCUGACUCCCUUCUCCCCGGUAGCAGGGAGCCCAAAAACCUUUCAGAGGGCCAGCACUGAGAUGGAUCCUCCCCAAAAACAGACGUGACUGCCUUGCUCUGCCCUGUUGGGGUGGCUGGGUCUGUGCUCUGGUGCUGACCCUUCUCUAGCCCAGGACCAGUUUGCUGGGAGUGGAAAUGCAAAGGUUUGGACUGCCAGUGACAGGAGUGAGGUGCUGUUGCCUGAGUGGCUGUACAGGACAGGUUUAGCCUAUUCAACAUAGAUUAUUAUAAAUUAUUAAGGGUGCACCAUUUAUUGCAAUGUAUCUUUAUUUAAAAAAAAAAGAAAAAAAAGGUGUAUAGUGUUCAGAAGCUGUGAAAAUAGUGUAAGAACUGUACAUUGUGAAUUCUGGUUAUUAUUUUUUUUUCUUGUACCAUAGAAAAAAUGUAUAAAAAUAUCAAAAAGCUGAUGUUGCAGGGAUGUUGCCUUAUUGUCUGUAAAAUGAAGCUCAGGAACAUAACUGCUUCAAAGAGCUUCCGAAUAUUUUAUCCGGUAUCCUGGUUUGACUUCCUCCUCUGUUUAAGCUAUUAUACAUGGAUCAGAGUGUUUAUGUAACAGUUCUAUCCUUUUGCCUGCAGGUCAGUUGUAAUAAAACUAAGAUGCGACUGUGA